ACUAUUCAUAGUACCAUAUAGUUUCAAAGCUAAAUAUUACAUUCACAAUAUUUAAAAUGAAAUUAUAUAUAAAAAUAAAAAGUAGAUAAUAUAAAAUAAUAAAACUUUUAUUUUUUAUAGAGUGAUUAACUCUAUAUAAUAAUCUUUAUUUUUUAUAUUACCUUUUUAUUUUAAAAUCAUUCCAUUUUAAAAUAUAAUAUUUAUCUUUUUCUAUAUGGGAAGAGGGUAGUAUGGAAUUCUUUUUUUUUUUAUAUAUAUUUUAUAUUUUUUUAUAUAUUUUAAAAAAUAAUAGUUUUAAAAAAUAAAAAGAUUUUUUUUUUCCUUCUUUAUUUCAUUUUUUUUUCAAACUUUACAAGAAAUAUUAUAUAUGGUGUGCACAUAUUUAAUUUCAAUUAGAUUAUUCAAAUUAUAAUUAAAUUAAAAUUAAAUUUUUAUUAAUAAUAGUAUUAAUAAUAAUAAUAUGUUUUAAAACUAAACUAUUUUUAUUUAUUUUUUAUUUAUUUAUUAAUUAUUAAUUACAGUUAUUUUAACUUGCUAUUUUUAUAUAAAGUCUUCUAUUCUGGUUGUACCGGAGGGAAAUGAAAGGGAAAAGGACGUUAAACGAAGUAAAAAAAGGCUUGUUCUUUGGAUUAGGAAGUGGCCAAGUUAAGUUUGUUGAUAGAUGUUCUGGCUUGAAGGAUUCAAGAGUAAAAAACCAUCAAGAGGUUGAAAUGAAGGAGGCACUGUUGACUGCUGAGGUCCCUAACAAAGUGGUUUGGAGGUCCGGAUGAGCUCGAUGUUGGUUUCACGUUUCAAAUAGGGUUACUAUUGGUAUUGAAAAUUUGGGUUGGUUUUCAGUUCUUAUUCUUGCUGCUUUUUUACCUGCAUUGGAUUACUGUGGCGCUAUAUCUAGUUGUACUAUUUAACUGUAUACUCUUUUUAAUUCACUUUGUUUUUUUUCUUUUUUUCUUUUAUUUUUUGUUUGCUUUAUUACACUAAAAAUAAUAAUACAUUAAAAAACCCAUAUUUAAUAAUUUAAAAUUUUAAUAAUUUAAUUUAAUUUAUAAUAUGAAUAAUAUUAAUAAUAAUAAUAAUAGUUGUUAUAUAAUGGUUAAUUUAAAUAUAUAUAUAUAAUAUUUCAUAAAAUAUAAAAAAAAAAUGAAAUCAAAGAAGGAAAAAAAGAAAAAAAAAAAAAAAAUAAAUGUUUACUUGUUGAAAAAAAUAAAAAAAAUAUUCAAAAAUU
Molecule: messenger RNA, 1222 nt
Organism: Dictyostelium purpureum
Lineage: Eukaryota; Evosea; Eumycetozoa; Dictyosteliales; Dictyosteliaceae
Exons: 1
Coding region: 579-770 (63 amino acids)
Source: RefSeq, a predicted model, not a curated record